AUGAAAUACGCUGCUUUUAAGAAUUCCAUGAGAUUCGCUGCGAGGUUUUACAAUGGCAAUAAUUACAAGCUUUACAUGAACAGCGUUCCUCAUUUUUCCACCUUCACCUUUGGAAAGCACUUAAAAACAAACCCCCUGACCAAUAGACUUGACGAUUUGCUGAAACGGAAUUCCACGUUGAUCAGCACAAUUAGUAUUAAUGGAUUGGACGACUUAAUUACACAAUCGUCAAAAAUUGAAUCGGUUUCAAUUGCAGAUUGGUUGAUUAACCUUGUGGAAGAAUAUCAAUUAAUUCUAUCACGUGUAAAUAUGACCACAAUAAGCAGUUGGUUUUCCAUUAGGAGCAUUAAUGAGUUGUCAACUUGA
Molecule: messenger RNA, 366 nt
Organism: Plasmodium gonderi
Lineage: Eukaryota; Apicomplexa; Aconoidasida; Haemosporida; Plasmodiidae
Exons: 6
Coding region: 1-366 (121 amino acids)
Source: RefSeq, a predicted model, not a curated record